UGUUUUAAACAAAUUGAAAUACGCGUAAAAUCGCAUAAAACAACUGCGGCAUUUGUAAAAUAUAUGAUAAUUUAAUAAAACAAACGUUACAAUGUGUUGGCAAUAAAGUGUGUGUGUUUGUGCUAUUUGGCAAGGCUUGGUCUUAGCCUGCCUUUUCGGCCCAAAACAAGUAAUUCGCAAAAACAGUCGCAACGAAGCUGCAAUGCGCUGCACUUGAGUGAGUGAGAAGGCAAGAUUGAGGUAUUGUGCAAACACAGUGCUAAUCAUCAGCAAAACUCCCGACUAAUACUCACCUAUGCUCUGCCAGUCACAUACUUCUAACCACAUUUAAUCACCAAAUAAACGGCAAAUGCGAUUGCAAAAAUCCAUAAGGCAACCAACAUUCAUUGAUACAAAGACCGCGUGUUUCUCGCGUAGCGCCCAGCAGCAGCAGCAAAUACCAGGGACAGGCAUGCAAAACAACGCUGUCGACAACUGUCGAUAAUUUAUCGACUGUCUGCAUUAUCGCGCAAGGACCGCUCGCUGAAAACUUUUGCAAGUGGGUGGAUGCGGUCGUGUGGUUGGUGUGAAAAAAGUGCGUGCGAAAUUUGUUUAUACUCGAAUUCAGAGUCAGCUGCAAUAAUUAGAUAACUCGUUGCGAUAAAUGGCCGCCGUACGAGUGACGCAGCGGCAGGCACAGUAAACAAAUGGGCGACAGGACAUAGCACCUUGUGCCGUAUGGCCUUAUAGAAAGUGUCAGAGUGUUUUCCCCCUAUUAACCAAAUCGAGUUAUGUGUUAACUAUUAAUAAUAAGGCAGAACUGUUGUUUUAGUCUGUGUGAUAGUCCUUUAAUCCUUUCGGGGCACGGCUAUAGUGUUUCCGUUUUUGCCGCCGCCCUCUGGUUUUCUGUGUGUGUCACAUGACGGCCGCUCUUUGAUUGUCGGCAAUCAAAAUUCUCCGAAUCCUUCUAAAUUUUUAGAUGAUACCUAUGCCGGAUCUGCUCAGUUAGUUUAACAUUAGCAUAGCCAUCAUGUCCAACAACAAUCAUCCGCACGGUCAUUUGAGUCAAGCGGCACAGAAUCCCUCAUGGAAUCCCCUGCAAAUACCUUCGUAUAUACCGCGACAACCACAAUUGGCACACAUGUCCAACGAACGGUCGCUGGUCCGCUCCCCGCUGGCCUGGCAUGCGUCCGCCCAGCCGCCACCACCGCCGCCGCCAGAUGCCAUUUACAAUUUUAUGUCGGCCAAUCAUAAAAACCUGGACCAUCAUCAUCAAAUGAAUCCGUUGCUGGCGCCGCCAUAUACUGGAACAUUGCCCUUUGACUCCAUGGAUUUGUCGCUGCAAUCAAGUCGCAGCGCUGCGCCCACGCUGAAUAAAACUGGCCAACAACAACAGCAGCAAGCACAACAACAACAACAACAACAGCAGCAACAACAACAGCAGCAACAACAACAACAGUCGCAUUUGCAUGCACCAACUAAUUAUCCAACGAUACACAAUUUGACCACAAAUACGCCCGCAGGCGUCCAGCAAGGACAUCUGCCGGGCAUGCCAGCAUCGACAUCGCCUGCCAGCGCUGCCAGCAAAUAUUUGAAUGCAAAUGGCGCUGGCCCGGCCGAUUGCGAGUCGCUGUUGCCGCCCCCGCCAAGUACCCCGCCCAACAAUAACAAUCACAACAACAACAGCAGCAACAGUGGCAGUGGCAGUGGCAGCAACGCCAACAACAACAGCAGCAGCAACAACAAUGUGCCGCCGCCCCAUUACAUGCAGCAUCGUGACGAAAACUUUAAGCUGACGCAGCUCAAGAGCAUGCAAAAGAGCGCCGAGUUGAGCGGUAAGGACUGCGGGUAUACGGGCGCUACUGGCAAGCUGGCCACGCACAACAUGCAACAGCAGCAGCAGCACGCCAAAAAGCCCUCGCCGCUGCGCAACUAUCAUCAGCAACAGCAGCAGCAGCCGCCAUAUAACAUGACGCCGCCAAAAUACAAUGGCCCGCAGACGCCACCAACGCCUCAGUCGCCGCUGGACUACAAUCAGCUGCAUUUGCAUCAUCAGCUGCACGCAAGCGUCGGCAGCUAUGCGCCACAGCAGCAGCAACAGCAGCCACCGCAACACAUGCAGCAGGAGCAACAGCAGCAACAUUUGCAUUAUGCACCACCAACAACGCACCAUAACCAGCAUCUAGCACCACCACCACCGCCGCCGCUGUCUCACAUGACGAGCGCACAAUUUCAGCAGCGGCAGCAACCGCUACUGCAGCAGCAGCAACAGCCUGCGCCGCCGCACCAAACGUCACAAAUGCAUUCCCGCAAUACGCAAUUAACGAAUCUCGAUAUGCUGUCUAAGCACAAGCCAGAAGAGCAGCAACAGCAGUCGGCACAAGAAGAGUCACAAACGAUAAUUACCGAUCUGUCCACAACGGCCUCAUAUCGCAGUAACAAUGCGCCGCUGCCGCCGCCAGUUGGCGAGGACAAACAGCUAACCGAGGCGCCCGAAUCGCCGUACAUGACUACCUCCAAUGAGGAAUCGCUGGAGUCCAAUAGCAAUAGCAGCAAUAGUCGGAAGCGGCGAAAGCGCAAAGCCAGCCAGGUCAUGCGCCUGACGCCCAGCGACAAUGUGAAAAGGCAGCGCACCCCGAGCCCGCUCAGCAACAGCUGCAGUCCCAAGCACUCGCCCAAGAAUGGCGCCGAUGUGCACGAGUUUCAGCCAUUCGCGCUGAAGGAACAGCAGCAGCCCGAGCUGCCCCAGGAAAAUGGACGAUCAGUGUCGCCGCCAGCUGCGGCUGCAGCUGAUAAUAGCAAUAGCUCCACAGUGUACAACGACUCGGACAAUCCCAAGACUAAGAAGCAGCGACAGGCGCUGCUUCAACGCAAUCUCACAGAGCAACAACAGCAGCAGCGUCGCCAGAUUGAGGAUGAGCUGCAGGACCAGGACCAGCAGCAGUUGCCCGCGACAAAAGCAGCUAAGGAGGCACUAGUGCAGCCGCCAAGUCCGCAGAGCAAUAGCAGCAGCAGCAGCUCGAGCAGCUCCAGUGCGGCCACGCACAGCAGCCAUAGCAGUCGGACCAGUGAGGUGCCGCCAGUCAAAGAGCAACAGGAACAACAGCAGCAGCAGCAGCAGCAGCUGGACAAUAACAAGGCCAUCACAGACACGCCCGCAUCCCCAGCGCUGGUAGAGCAGGGUGACAUUGAUGCUAAGCCCGCGGUAAGCGUGCAUGACGAUGAGGAUGAAGUAGAGUCGCCAGCUGGAAAACAAUCGCCCGCAGUAGCAGCAACAGCGACACCAGCAACAAAUGCAACAGCAGCUGCCACCACAGAGCCCUGCCAUUUUAACGAGGUGGAGGAUAAGCUGGAGAAAAUGUUUGCGGGCAUUGAAGACGAGCCCGCCGAGCAAGCAGAUGAGCCGCCGAGCGUAGAAAAACAAGCAGUCCGUGCAGAGCAUGACCUUAGCGCACAAUUAGCUUUAGACAGUGGUGCACAGGUCAAAGCUGUGGUGCAGGAAAAACCUGUAGCUAGCACACCACCAGCUGCGAGCACGCCGACGCCGACGCCUGAACUGCGGCCCAUGGCAACCAAGGCGGCCAUGAAAUCGACGCUGCCCAGUCCCAUACACAGCCCCACUCCGACAGCAGAGCCGCUAGCCAAGGAGCACACAGAACAUACCCUAUCGCCGGCAGUGGCAGCAACGCCGCCAAGCGUCAAAAUUCCGCCGAGAACGCCGCCGACGCGUUGUCUGCCGCCGCGGCGACUUUCUAUGGGCAUGGAUCCCUCGCUGCUGCGAUUUACCAUAGAGGAGCAGGUGAAGCCCAAGAAAACGCCAGUGCGCAAGAAGCAGCCGGCGGUGGUGACGCCUCCGGUAACGGAAAUUGUGCAGCUGGACAGCGAUGAUGACAAGCCCAGCACCUCAGCCGCGGCAGCAGCUGCGCUGGCGGCACGCAAGCUCAGCGAAGCGGCUGUGGCCAAAACGCUAGCACCUAAGGCGAGCAAUGGGAAUGCCAACAACAAGAAAAAGAACAAGAAGAAUGCGCCCAAGGGCAAGAAGGCAACGGGCAAGAACGGCGCUAAGCAGAACGUUGGCAAAAAAGGUGUCGCCGGCGGCGCACGCAAAAUUUUCAGCACCGACGAGGACAGCACACCGGCGCCCAAUCGUGAGAGCAACAAUGGUGCAGCUCCAGAUCUCAGGUUUAAAUCGCCAUUCAUACUGAUCAAGCCCGAUGGCAGCAUAAGCAUUAAGAACACGCACAGCGCCGAGGAUGUCAACGAGAAGCAGACGAAGAAGAAGCACACAAAGGCGCCCCAUGAACGCAAAAAUCUGCGCGGCAUGCACAGCUCAACGUUAAGCAAUCGCUACGAUGCGGACACCACCGACUCGAGUUGGAUAUGCGUGUUCUGCAAGUGCGGACCGCACAAGCUGGGGCUGGGUGAUCUCUUCGGGCCCUAUCUGGUUUCCAUAGACUGUGAGGAGUAUCGAACGGCAGUGCAGGUGCCAGCGGGCGUGCACGACAUCGAUGGGCUAUUUGUGAGCAAACGCAAGCGCGCCGACAUGGUCAAGGUGCAGGAGCGCAAUCUGCCCGUGGUGCCCGCAACGCUAGCGAACAUUAUGCAGGCGCCCAAGAUAACCAUGCACAAACGCAAACGCAAGCAAACCCACGACAGCGUCUACUCCUGCAGUGAUGAUCCAAACGAAUCGCAGUGCUCCUCGCAGGAUCCGCUCGACUGCAGCCACGAGGCCAAGUUCGUUGAAACGUUUCGCGGCAUGUCGAAGACAUCCGAGCAUUGCUACGAGAUUUGGCUGCACGAAGAUUGCGCCGUCUGGGCCAAUGAUAUACAACUGAUUGGCGCCCAUGUGAAUGGACUGGAUGCGGCCGUGUGGGACAGCACGCGGUAUCAGUGCGUCCAUUGUGCACAGCCCGGCGCCAAUGUGUGCUGUUUUCAACGCACCUGCAAGGCAGCGGCGCAUGUGCCCUGCGCCCGUGUCGCCAGCUGGAGCCUGAGCGAGCAGGAACGCAAAGUGUAUUGUCAGCUGCAUGUGCCACUAAAGGCAAUCACAACGACAGCAGCAGCUGCAACAGCAGCAACAGUAGCGGUGGCUGCAACCAUACCAGCUAGCGUAGUGGAGCCACCGCCCACACUAAACAUCAAUUCGCUUCCCUGAGUACGCGUGCGAGUGCAGAAAUGUCGUCUAGACGUCAAGCGUUGAGCGCACGCUAAUAGCUCGGAUAUAUGAAGCGAGGCCAGCGACUGCAUCAUAAAAAUUACCUACUUAAGCCGGCAGCUGCCUGUUUUGUAUAUAAUCAUUAAAUGGCUUAAACGAGACUGGAUGCAGGCAGCAGCUGCUGCUGUUGAUUCUCUUGACCUUGUCCUGUUGCUGUUUGUGUUCUAUAAUCCUUUUAAAACUUAAAACUUGUGUAUAAAGAUUACUGUACAUUUUAUGUAGACGCUGUGGGCGACAGUUUUAAUGAUAGUUUCUAAAUUCGAUAUAUAUAUAUAUAUAUAUAAUUACUUAUAUAUAUAUUUUUAGUUGUUUAUCUAUUAUUUAAAUUAUUAUUAUUAUUUCGAUUAUAUAUAUAUGUACACUUAUAUAUAUAGUACUUAUUAAAUAGGUAAUUUAGUUGUAGUUAUGUUUACAAUGCAAAUACUUUACAUAGCCUGUUUUAAGUUUUACUGCGCAUAUCCUUUUGCUGAUCCAGCACAUCACAAAUUGUUUAUUUUAUUCUUGUUCAUGCUAAUCUAUUUACUUUAUGCAUAUGCCAAUUGAUAAUUUAGUUCAAUUUUUGUAUGUAUAAAACGAAUACUCCAUGCCAUAACGUUUAAUUAUAUUUAUAAUGAUAAUAAUUAUAAUGAUGAUGAUGAUUAUAUAUAUGCAUUGUGCACAGCAUUAAAUUAAGCUAAGCAUAUAACCACAAAUAGAAAAUGUUUGACACCAAUUAAAAGCAAAGGCAAAAACGAAAAGCUGAAAAAUAAAUAACGCAAAGAAACAAACAACAUUCGAAAACUAUUCAAAAUGGAAUAUUGUAAAACAAUAUAAAUCAAUAAUAAUAAUAAUAAUAAUAUUAGCUACAUGUAAAACUAAAACAUUGUAUUGUAUUUGUAUUCAUUAAUAAUAAGAAACAAUUCUAAACACUUUAAACAAUAAAACUUAAUCUCACCAUGAAA
Drosophila montana is the source of this 6135-nucleotide messenger RNA. RefSeq lists its product as uncharacterized. Gene Ontology annotation, biological process: regulation of transcription by RNA polymerase II. Lineage: Eukaryota; Metazoa; Arthropoda; Insecta; Diptera; Drosophilidae. The record is from RefSeq and is a predicted model, not a curated record. Gene Ontology annotation, cellular component: nucleus. The transcript has 6 exons. Bases 1010 to 5134 code for a protein of 1374 amino acids.